Molecule: messenger RNA, 1075 nt
Organism: Bombus impatiens (common eastern bumble bee)
Lineage: Eukaryota; Metazoa; Arthropoda; Insecta; Hymenoptera; Apidae
Exons: 1
Coding region: 470-853 (127 amino acids)
Source: RefSeq, a predicted model, not a curated record
GGGAGAGAGCCAAUUCGGGUUUAGGAAAGGAAGAAGAGUGAUAGACGCAGUGUAUAUAUUGAACCACGUAAUAGACAAACAAUUGAGCGGAGAAAGAUGGAAACAAUAUGCAUGCUUCGCGGAUUUAAAGGCAGCAUUUGAUAGGGUUAGCAGGAAAAAGCUGGGGGAGAUAAUAAGGAGAAUGGGGGUUAACGAGAAGUUAAUCAGAAGGAUAGAGGAGAUAUACGAAGAAACAAGGAACGUAGUGAGGACCAGGAACCAUAACACAAAAGAGUUUUGGACAGUGAGGGGAUUAAGACAAGGGUGCCCGUUGAGCCCAACACUAUUUAACAUCUAUAUGGCAGGGCUGGAAGAGAAAAUAAGGAAAGGUCAAGUAGGAAGCAUAGUGGUAGGAGACAGAAAAGUAUGAUCACUAUCAUAUGCAGAUGAUAUUGUAUUGAAGGCGGACAAAGAAGAGGAAUUAAAGGAAAUGCUGAAGAGAUUUAAAACAUUCCUAGAGGAAGCGGAACUGGAAUUAAGCACGGAAAAGACUAAAGUAGUAGUGCUUGAAAAGAGAAGGAACAAUAGGAGACAAAGAAAAUGGAGAUGGGAUGAGCAAGAACUAGAAGAAGUGGACGAGAUAAGAUAUUUAGGGUACAUACUGCAGAAAAAUGGAAGUGAUGAGAAGCAUAUUCAAGACAGAAAAAAGAAUGCAACAAUAGCGAUGAAAAAGACAUGCAGCGUAGGAGAAAGGAUAUUUAAGUGGGACUACAAGAGGAGAAUGAGGAUGUUUGGAGCACUGGUAGAGAGUGUGGUGCUGUUUGAAGCGGAGGUGUGGGGAUGGAACAUAGAAGAGAGAUUAGACAGAAUAUAAAGGAGAUAUGUGAAAUGGAUUCUAGGCUUGGACAUAACAACGCCGAAUUACAUUUUGAUAGAGGAGUGCAAGAUAGAGGAAAUAAGAGAGAAGGCACUGAAAAGAGCAGUGAUAUAUGAGGAGAAAGCCUUAGAAUCAAAGAAGGAAUUAGUAAAGGAGUGUAUAAAGGAGAGAGAAAGGAAUUGGGGAAAGGGUCAAGAAGGGAAAAGGGCAAGAAAAAGA